AUGGCGCCGUUGGUCUCGGCAAAUUUGCGAAUGUCUUUCGAUAGCAAACGGCCAGAUGACCCGGGCUCUACGACUUCAAAGGUCGCCAUGUCGCAGAGGAGGCCCAGGUUCUUUAGGAAGGAUGUGAUGAUCCUACCAUUGAACCUGGACCCGGGGCCAGAGACGAAUAUGAAGCCGGUGCUGAAGUUGGAGUUACAGGUGGCUUCUUUGGAGGACGACUGUGCUUUAUCGAUGUUCUAUCAGUUUGAGACUAGAUUUGUUAGCGGAUUGCACGGGAGGGAGAUUUCACAGGAGUGCUCACUUUUUCUCCUGCGGCUUUUGUGGGUUCAGCCCGAGGCUGCUUGGAUGGCGGGUUCGCCGCAGACGAUCUGCGUUUGGAAGGCGUCACUCCAGUCUUCGAUGUUUAUCCCACAGUUCGCGGAUACGUGA
Pyricularia pennisetigena is the source of this 429-nucleotide messenger RNA. RefSeq lists its product as uncharacterized. The transcript has 2 exons. Lineage: Eukaryota; Fungi; Ascomycota; Sordariomycetes; Magnaporthales; Pyriculariaceae. The record is from RefSeq and is a predicted model, not a curated record. Bases 1 to 429 code for a protein of 142 amino acids.